AUGCUCCUAAAGUCUGGUUUUCUGCUGCUGCUGGUGAUCAGUGCGUCUGCGUCCUAUGAAGCUGAACAGAAUGACUCUGUGAGCCCCAGGAAACCCAGGGUGGCAGCCCAGAACUCAGCCGAGGUGGUCCGGUGCCUGAACAGUGCCCUCCAGGUGGGCUGUGGGGCUUUUGCCUGCCUGGAGAACUCCACGUGUGACACGGAUGGCAUGUAUGACAUCUGCAAGUCCUUCCUCUACAGUGCUGCUAAGUUUGACACUCAGGGAAAAGCUUUUGUGAAGGAAAGCUUGAAGUGCAUCGCCAACGGGGUGACGUCCAAGGUGUUCCUGGCCAUCAGGAGGUGCUCCACCUUCCAGAGGAUGAUCUCCGAGGUGCAGGAGGAGUGCUACAGCAAGCUGGACAUGUGUGGCAUCGCCAGGCGCAAUCCUGAAGCCAUCACUGAGGUGGUCCAGCUCCCCCACCAGUUCUCCAACAGGUAUUACAACAAGCUGGUGAGGAGCUUAUUGGAGUGCGACGACGAGACCGUCAACACCAUCAAGGACAGCUUGAUGGAGAAGAUUGGGCCCAACAUGGCCAGCCUCUUCCACCUGCUGCAGACUGACCAGUGCUCCCAGGGCCACCCGCGGGCUGACUUCGCCAGGAGACGCAUCUCAGAGCCUCAGAAGCUCAAACUCUACCUGAGGAACCUGCGAGGUGAGGGGACCAGCCCGGCCCACGCGAAGCGCAGCUCCCACGAGAGCACCUAA
Messenger RNA from Chaetura pelagica (chimney swift), 744 nucleotides. RefSeq names its product stanniocalcin 1 (gene STC1). The record is from RefSeq and is a predicted model, not a curated record. Gene Ontology annotation, molecular function: hormone activity. Lineage: Eukaryota; Metazoa; Chordata; Aves; Apodiformes; Apodidae. The transcript has 4 exons. Gene Ontology annotation, cellular component: extracellular region. Gene Ontology annotation, biological process: intracellular calcium ion homeostasis. Bases 1 to 744 code for a protein of 247 amino acids.